CUGAGUCCGGGUUACCAAUUCUGGGACAAAAGGAAAAGUUUCUCUUAUCCUCUCGGAGCAAUAAGUGACUCAAGUAUCUUAGUCAUAGUAAGUGUGAUCUGGGGAAUCAUUGUUUAAACCUUCCGUAGUGACCCAUGGGUGAAGAUGGCAUAGAAGAGGAAAAGGAAGUAGCAUCUUGUGAUGAAUAUGCAACGUUGCCCCACUUGCUUAACUGUCUAAUUCCUGUAGCUGAAGUCAGUACCUUGAUAUGUUUACGUUUUUAUUGUUGGCCUCGUCCACAGGAGUGCACACUAGCUCCCCGAAAGCAGGGUCUUUUCUUUCCCAUCUACCGCUGAAUCUCGCCCCUAGCAACAUGCCCCAAACACAGAGGAGGUGCUCAGUGACUAUUAUUGGAAUAAACGGACGCACGAGUACCCAAGCCACACUGCCGACCCCACGACAGCGGCCCAAAAGUGGCGAAGAGACCUCCCACGCUGCCUCUAUGGGACCCACACGCGGAGGCCUCUGGGAAGUGUAGUCGGCCGCUGCCCGGGAGUUGCGGGAGUGAGCCUCCGCGUGCGCAAGCGCACUUCCGUCUCUGCCCCGCCGCUGCGGCCAUUGUCCGGCCCCAGUGCGGCUAAGGCCGCUUUGGGCCGUCCCACCGCACAUCAGCAUUGGAGAGGACGGACCCUGCAGCAGGUGUAGGAGGAGCUGGCCCGAGCCCUGCGUGGCCCCGAGGUCGUGAAAUCCGGGGUCCCCAGGAAGCGCCCCAGUCUGGAAGCCGACCCCGGCGUGGCAGGCAUGGCUCCGAGGCCUCCGAUGGCCGCGCCCCAGGAAUCCGUGACAUUCAAAGAUGUGGCUGUGGACUUCACCCAGGAAGAAUGGCACCACGUGGACCCUGCUCAGAGGCGCUUGUACAGGGAUGUGAUGCUGGAGAACUAUAGCCACCUGGUUUCUCUUGGAUAUCAAGUUUCCAAGCCAGAGGUGAUCUUCAAAUUGGAACAAGGAGAAGAGCCAUGGAUAUCAGAGGGAGAAAUCCAAAGACCUUUCUGUCCAGACUGGAAGACCAGGCCUGAAGGCAAAUCAUCACAUCUACAGCAGAGUGUAUCUGAAGGAUCCCGUAGUGCAGAUGGCCUUUCACGUGCCACAUUCGAAAACACUUGGGAUGUUAGUAGCCAGUUAGAAAGACACCAGGAAAACUGGAAAAGAUAUCUGGGGCCAGAUGCAUCCACCCAGAAGAAAACAAUCACACCAGAGGAAAAUUUUCAGCAAAAUAAAUUUGGUGAAAACCCCAGAUUGAACACAGUUCUGGUUACACAACUGAAUGUUCCUUCAAGGCCUAGUGAAUGUGAUACACUUGGAAGCAAUUUGGGACAGAAUUCAGAUAUAAUUAAUCAGAGUAAUAUCCUUGCAAAAAAGAAACCUUAUAAAUGUGAUAAAUGUAGAAAAGCCUUUAUUCAUAGAUCAUCACUUACUAAACACGAGAAAACUCAUAAAGGAGAGGGAGCUUGCCCCAAUGGUACAGAUCAGGGAAUUUAUCCUGGAAAGAAACACCAUGAAUGUACUGACUGUGGAAAAACCUUCCUCUGGAAGACACAACUUACUGAGCAUCAGAGAAUUCACACUGGGGAGAAGCCCUUUGAAUGUAAUGUGUGUGGGAAGGCCUUCAGGCAUAGCUCAUCGCUUGGCCAGCAUGAGAACGCUCAUACCGGAGAGAAACCUUAUCAGUGUAGUCUCUGUGGGAAAGCCUUCCAGCGCAGCUCCUCCCUUGUUCAACACCAGAGAAUUCACACUGGAGAGAAACCCUAUCGAUGCAAUUUAUGUGGGAGAUCUUUUAGGCAUGGCACAUCCCUCACUCAACAUGAGGUGACACAUAGUGGAGAGAAACCCUUCCAAUGUAAGGAGUGUGGGAAAGCCUUUAGUAGAUGUUCUUCUCUUGUCCAGCAUGAAAGGACUCAUACGGGAGAGAAACCUUUUGAAUGUAGCAUAUGUGGGAGGGCUUUUGGUCAGAGCCCGUCCCUUUAUAAGCAUAUGAGGAUUCAUAAGAGAGGCAAACCUUACCAAAGCAAUAACUACAGUGUAGAUUUCAAGCACAGCUCAUCUCUUACUCAAGAUGAAAGCACUGUCAAUGAAGUGAAAUCCUAUCAUUGUAAUGAUUGUGGGGAAGACUUCAGUCACAUCACUGACUUUACUGAUCAUCAGAGGAUCCAUACCGGACAGAACCCCUAUGAAUGUGAGCAGAACUUUAAUCAACAACCUGUUUCUCAUCCUGGAGAGAAACCCUAUCAGUGUAAUGUAUGUGGAAAAGCUUUCAAAAGGAGUACAAGCUUCAUAGAACAUCACAGAAUUCAUACUGGAGAAAAACCCUAUGAAUGUAAUGAAUGUGGAGAAGCCUUCAGUCGACGUUCAUCACUUACUCAACAUGAGAGGACCCACACUGGAGAGAAACCCUAUGAAUGUAUUGACUGUGGGAAAGCCUUCAGUCAAAGUUCAUCCCUAAUUCAGCAUGAGAGAACUCAUACCGGAGAAAAACCCUAUGAAUGUAAUGAAUGUGGGCGAGCCUUUCGAAAGAAAACCAAUCUGCAUGAUCAUCAGAGAAUUCAUACUGGAGAAAAACCCUAUGCUUGUAAGGAAUGCGGGAAAAACUUCAGUAGAAGCUCAGCGCUAACUAAACAUCAGAGAAUUCAUACACGAAAUAAACUGUAGAAACCCUGAAAUUAAGGAAUGUGCAGAAAAUUUUAGCUAAAAUAUUGUUCAUAUUCAGUAUCAGAAGAUUCUUAAUGGAGAGGAAGCUUGAGAAUGUAAUGAAUUUGUGUGUGUGUGUGUGUGUGUGUGUGUGUGUGGUGUGAGAAGAAAGCUCUAUGCUAGUAGACCAUGUUUUUUAAUAAAUAGAAGCUACAUUCUCAAAUCUGAUUACAGACUUUUGUAAAAACAACUACAAACAUCAUAUAUAACCAGUUGGAAAUGAUAUGCCUAUGUAUUGGACUUUAUAAAGCUUUUAAAUACAGUCAUGCAGGAGAUCAUCAACUUUGAACAGUUUGACUUGUCACUCUGUUUACAGCCUUUUUUAAUAAAUAAAACUCCUGCAGUAAUGACCAAAACUUACUUUUAAAAUUGCUUGACAACUGCAUUCAUCUGCAGCUUUUAACUUAAAUUCACCAUGGAAACCAAUUCCACCCCCAGGAAUUCAUCAUUCAAAGGAUGAGAUCAACUGGUUCAACCACUUCGUUGUACAGAUGAAGAAACCAAAAGCCAAAGAUGUGAAGUGGUUUGCACCGUGUGAUAGAGCUUAUGAUGGCAAAGCUGGGUGGAGAAUGCAGAUCUCCUGGAUCUUUUGCCCUUUCCAAAAAAAAAAAAAAGAUUCUUUUGCCUGGAUCUUUCAGUGGUCUGUCCACUGAAAAGGUAUUUUGGAAUUCAGAGGGCUUUAAAGUAAAUUUUGAAAUAAAUCAGAUGCACAAACAUUUGAUGAGCACUCAAGUUGGGUACUUUGGGAAUUCAUAAAAGCGUAAGAGACAACAAAAUCCAUGCACAUUUGUCACGGGCCUAUUUUAAACAACUUGUUGGGGGCUUACAUACCAAAAUGUUAACAAAAGCUGUGAAUAGUUCAACUACUAGUGACUUUUUGCCUUUUCCCAAGUGUAAUAUUUAUACUUUAAACUAACAUAUGUCAGUUUCAUAAACCUAUUAAAUUCUCUUAUUGUGUUUUUUAUGACACUCCCAUGAAAAAUCACUGCUCCGAGCUUCCUAUAUUGGAUCAAUGGGAAAACAACACAAGACUAACAUGGAAAAUUUUCUCCAAAUUAAUUUUACUGUGGAGAAGUAUAAAUGUAAUUACCCAUUGUCAUAAAAUUUGUCUUUAAAUCAGUUUAGGGAAUCCAUGUAAUGACCUUUACUUUUUUUAGUUCAGUGCUGCUCUUCUGUCCGUAAAGCCUAAGUUAAGCUUCCAUAGCCCACUCCAAUCCCUAAUGUUCUCUCAUGCCUCCCAUGGGCUAUCCCAAAGGAAUUUCCUAAACCUUUGUUUGUUCAUGGUGCCAACAGUGGAGAGAAAUUUGGAAGCAAGUGUGCACUUUGACCCCUUUCACACAAGAGCCUCUCCCCCUUUAAGAUAAUAAAAAUUUCCCACUCUGAUGAAUCAUGAGAUGGAGUUAUAUGGGUAGUGGCGAUGGUAAGCCUUCCUUACUGCCUUCUUUGCAUGCCAAGUAGCAGGAUCCAUCAUCCUUGUCUCAUCCUGGACCACAUGAGGUAGCUCCCAAUGAUUCUUCAUAAUUCUUUGCAGGAAAAAUGUGCGUGGGGGCUGAAAUGUGUGGUGUCCAGCCCAAUAAGUGGAACAAGAUGAGAAUCUGCUCUUCCAAGACAUUAACUGUUCAAAAACACCUUGUUUGUGAUGUUCCAUACUUAAACACACACACACAGUGCCAAGACCACGUGUUGUCUGAUACGUAGUUUGACAAUGGGUAAUUCUGCAUAGACCCUCCACUACUGAGUGGCUACCAUUCUUAUCAGGAGCUUAUUUGCUGCCGAUUGGGGAUCCUCAUAGAGGACUGUUUGCAAGAAUGACAUAAAUUGUAACCAGUUGAGUGCUAUCCUAGCUCUAUGAAAGUUUAUAAAGACUUGGUUCCAGAAGACUCAAAGAAAACCACUGGUUUGUGUGUGGAGCUUGGCCUAGAUCAACCAGUGUCUGAAUAUCAGCACAUCUUCAUUCAUAGUGAAGGAGCCCAGAAUGUUCAUGGUAUGCGUGGUUGAUUGAGCAGAGGAUUCUCUAGUUCCAGCAACCAGGCACCAUGCACUUACAAACACCCAACUUUUUAGGCCACAUGAAAUACAUCCUUGUAACAUCAUUGUAUUAUUUCAAUAAAUAGCCUUCUUAGUUGAAUGGGA
Acinonyx jubatus (cheetah) is the source of this 4857-nucleotide messenger RNA. It is a transcript of the gene ZFP90, whose product is annotated as ZFP90 zinc finger protein. Gene Ontology annotation, biological process: regulation of transcription by RNA polymerase II. Lineage: Eukaryota; Metazoa; Chordata; Mammalia; Carnivora; Felidae. Gene Ontology annotation, cellular component: nucleus. The coding region runs from base 781 to 2685 and encodes 634 amino acids. Gene Ontology annotation, molecular function: DNA-binding transcription activator activity, RNA polymerase II-specific; RNA polymerase II cis-regulatory region sequence-specific DNA binding. The transcript is spliced from 5 exons. The record is from RefSeq and is a predicted model, not a curated record.